Messenger RNA from Lasiosphaeria miniovina, 1683 nucleotides. Its product is annotated as Phosphoglucose isomerase. The record is from RefSeq and is a predicted model, not a curated record. The transcript has 2 exons. Gene Ontology annotation, molecular function: carbohydrate derivative binding; monosaccharide binding; glucose-6-phosphate isomerase activity. Gene Ontology annotation, cellular component: cytosol. NCBI's taxonomy places the organism in Eukaryota, Fungi, Ascomycota, Sordariomycetes, Sordariales, Lasiosphaeriaceae. Bases 1 to 1683 code for a protein of 560 amino acids. Gene Ontology annotation, biological process: glycolytic process; glucose 6-phosphate metabolic process; gluconeogenesis.
AUGGCCCCGGCAACAAGUCUUGCGGCGUGGUCCGACCUCCAGGCGCAUCAUGACACCGUCGGCAAGUCGAUUGUGCUCAAGGAGGCCUUCAAGUCCGACCCGGAGCGCUUCCAGAAGCUGUCUCGCACCUUCACGCUCCCCGGCAGCAUCGCUAGCGGCCCGAGCGGCACCGAGAUCCUGUUCGACUUCAGCAAAAACCUCGUCACCGAGGAGACGCUCGACAAGCUCGUCAAGCUCGCCCAGGAGGCGGGCGUCGAGAAGAAGCGCGAUGCCAUGUUUGCCGGCGAGAAAAUCAACUUCACCGAGGACCGCGCCGUCUACCACGCCGCCCUGCGCAAUGUCGAGAACGUCGAGAUGAGGGUCGAGGGCGUCGACGUCAUGAACACAGCUGGCGGUGUCAACGAGGUGCUCCAACACAUGAAGGUCUUCUCCGAGCAGGUCCGCAGCGGCGAUUGGAAGGGCUUCACGGGCAAGAAGCUCACCACCAUUAUCAACGUCGGUAUUGGCGGCUCCGAUCUCGGUCCCGUCAUGGUCACCGAAGCUCUCAAGCACUAUGGCGCCAAGGACAUGACGCUGCACUUUGUCUCCAACAUUGACGGAACCCACAUCGCCGAGGCACUGUCCAGCGCGGACCCCGAGACGGCGCUGUUCCUGAUCGCGUCCAAGACCUUCACCACGGCCGAGACGACGACCAACGCGAACACGGCCAAGAAGUGGUUCUUGGAGAAGACGGGUGGCAAGGGAGACAUUGCUAAGCACUUCGUUGCUCUGUCGACCAACGAGGCCGAGGUGACCAAAUUCGGCAUUGACGCCAAGAACAUGUUUGGCUUCGAGAGCUGGGUUGGCGGUCGCUACUCGGUCUGGAGCGCCAUCGGUCUCAGCGUCGCCCUGUAUGUUGGUUACGACAACUUCCACAAGUUCCUGGCUGGCGCGCACGCCAUGGACAACCACUUCCGCAGCACCCCGCUCAAGGAGAACAUCCCCCUCCUCGGCGGCCUGCUCAGUGUAUGGUACUCCAACUUCUACAACGCCCAGACACACCUGGUGGCCCCCUUUGACCAGUACCUGCACCGCUUCCCUGCCUACCUGCAACAGCUGUCGAUGGAGUCCAACGGAAAGACGGUCACAUCUGACGGGUCCCCGGCUAAGUACACGACGGGUCCCAUUGUGUUCGGCGAGCCUUGCACCAACGCGCAGCACUCUUUCUUCCAGCUCGUACACCAGGGCACCAAGCUGAUCCCGACCGACUUCAUCCUCGCCGCCAAGUCGCACAAUCCCGUCUCGGACAACCUGCACCAGAAGAUGCUGGCGUCCAACUACCUGGCGCAGGCCGAGGCGCUCAUGGUGGGCAAGACCGCCGACGAGGUCCGCGCCGAGGGCAACGUGCCCGAGAACCUUGUCCCGCACAAGGUGUUCCUGGGCAACCGACCCACAACGAGCAUCCUCGUCAGCGGCCACAUCGGCCCUGCCGAGCUGGGCGCGCUCAUCGUCUACUACGAGCACCUCACAUUCACCGAGGGCGCCAUCUGGGACAUCAAUAGCUUCGACCAGUGGGGCGUCGAGCUCGGCAAGGUCCUCGCCAAGAAGAUCCUCAAGGAGAUUGACGAGCCGGGCGCCGUCUCGGGGCACGACGCCUCGACCGGCGGGCUGCUAGGCGCGUUCAAGAAGUAUUCUAAUCUGUAA